Messenger RNA from Dentiscutata erythropus, 459 nucleotides. The record is from the annotation of a GenBank genome assembly. Lineage: Eukaryota; Fungi; Glomeromycota; Glomeromycetes; Diversisporales; Gigasporaceae.
GGUCUCUUAAAUCAACUGAAGAUUAUGUAGUUGCGGUUAAACACUUAAUAGAUAAUCCUGAAAUAAAAACCUACUUGGAAACACAGGUAUUAGUAGCGCCUAUGGACUAUCCUGGACAACUUCAUAUACGGCGUGCCAUUGUACAUCACAUUAAAGCCAUAAGAUCUGGAAUACCAGAACAAAUUUUGCAUAUUGUUCCAAUGAUUGGGCCAUUGCAUGUAUCCUUAAAUAGUCGUGAAACUGUUUUUUUGUUAAAUUAUAAAUUUUUUGACUUACUCUUUCAUAAAAUAUUUGGAGAAAAUAAGUCUAAAGAUUUAGAAGCCAGAUAUCUUAUUAACUUGUUGGACAAUGUUAUCCUGUUGGUUUUAGAUUUUUAUUCCAUUAUAUUUCAUAGUGGAAAUUGGACAGCAUAUUUAGAAGCCAUGUUUCGUAUUUGGGCUAUCUUUCAUCAAUAUCAGC